UUUGGCUAAGGGCUUUUCACAAUUUUCCAUCGAAAAGAAAUCAAUGUCGAAACACUGACCAAUCAGUUUACCCACCGCGAUAACCUUUUUAUUUCACUCUCUAUAAAACUAUUAUUUAUAGGUGUUAGCUGUUGCCAGCGCCGGAUAACCUUGAGUGGUUUCAACAUUCAGAUAUUAAUUAAUUGGACUGGAAAUUUUAAUAAAACCGCAAGACAUCCGCUGUGUUAGUGGGAAGCUUUUGCUUUGUUAUCACCCAGCCGGCUUGGUCAUCAGUGAUAAGAGCGCGACAAGGCGGUAUCGUCCAUCUUUUUCGUCAGACACGUUACACGUAACAUGGAUGACAUAGUUCCGGAUGUUGUGGAUGCGGUUCCCGCUGGCACCGUGCAGGUCACCUACGCCGAUGAUCUUGAGGUGAAGCAGGGCAACGAGCUGACCCCCACCCAGGUGAAGGAUGUGCCGAAUGUCAGUUGGUCUGGGCUCGAGGGAAAGUCCAACCUGGUCACGCUGCUUAUGGUGGAUCCCGAUGCUCCGACUCGUCAGGAUCCCAAGUACCGUGAAAUCCUACACUGGGCUGUUGUCAACAUUCCGGGCAGCAACAUCAAUCCAUCCGAAGGCUAUCCGUUAGCAGCCUAUGUUGGUUCCGGUCCGCCAGAGGGCACCGGCCUUCAUCGCUAUAUUUUUCUGCUCUACCAACAGGAGAACAAGAUCGAUGAGACGCCCACUAUUUCCAAUACCACUCGUGCAGGUCGUUUGAACUUCAAUGCUCGGGAUUUCGCCACCAAGCAUGGAUUGGGGGAACCCAUUGCAGCCAAUUAUUACCAGGCCCAGUACGAUGACUUUGUGCCAAUCCGGAACAAAACAUUCACCGGCUAGGCUUUUGCAUAUAUCAUGCCGGGCUUUCAUUUUUUGAGUCAAUAAAGUCGAACCAUCUUA
This is a messenger RNA of Drosophila rhopaloa, 933 nucleotides long. RefSeq names its product protein D3. The transcript has 2 exons. The record is from RefSeq and is a predicted model, not a curated record. Bases 334 to 873 code for a protein of 179 amino acids. NCBI's taxonomy places the organism in Eukaryota, Metazoa, Arthropoda, Insecta, Diptera, Drosophilidae.